Molecule: messenger RNA, 2459 nt
Organism: Glycine soja
Lineage: Eukaryota; Viridiplantae; Streptophyta; Magnoliopsida; Fabales; Fabaceae
Product: auxin efflux carrier component 6-like
Exons: 7
Coding region: 249-1856 (535 amino acids)
Biological process (GO): auxin polar transport; auxin export across the plasma membrane
Cellular component (GO): endoplasmic reticulum; plasma membrane
Molecular function (GO): auxin efflux transmembrane transporter activity
Source: RefSeq, a predicted model, not a curated record
CCCUUUUCAUCUCUCUCAUUCACAUCACCAAAACAUAGUAACAACAACAGUUCAUAUCACACACACAACCCUCUCCAUUCCCUUCUCAUAAUUAACCACACCAGUAAGAGUGUGCUUGUCUACUUCUUGAAAAAAAAGUUCUCUAAAACACAAACAUACAAAAGUAACACACUUGUUACUUAAAAAAAAACAUUAAUUACAUUUUUUUAAAACGAUAAUCCAAACACACUUAGUAAUUUUCUCUCGAGAUGAUAACGGGAGAGGAUUUGUACAAGGUGAUGUGCGCGAUGGUGCCGCUAUACUUCGCAAUGCUGGUGGCCUACGGUUCAGUCAAGUGGUGCAAGAUGUUCACCCCGGACCAGUGCUCCGGCAUCAACCGUUUCGUGGCUGUGUUUGCUGUUCCGAUUCUCUCCUUCCACUUCAUCUCCAUGAACAACCCCUACGAGAUGGACGCCAAAUUCAUCGUCGCCGACACGCUAUCCAAGCUCGCCGUGCUUCUAUUUCUCUCCCUCUGGGCCGUUUUCUUCGCCGGAGGCUCCUUGGAUUGGCUCAUCACUUUCUUCUCCCUCGCUACCUUGCCCAACACGCUUGUUAUGGGCAUUCCGCUGCUCCAAGCCAUGUACGGCGAUUUCACGCAAUCGCUCAUGGUGCAACUCGUGGUUCUUCAGUGCACCAUAUGGUACACUUUACUCCUCUUCUUGUUCGAGUACAGAGCCGCGACACUUCUGAUCCAACGGCAGUUCCCGGGGCCAACGGCGGCAUCCAUAGCGAAAUUCGACGUCGACGGCGACGUGAUAUCCCUUGACGGCCACGACAUGCCGCUGCGGACGGAGUCGGAGACCGACGACCACGGCCGGAUCCACGUGCGGAUCCGCCGCUCCGUCUCGUCGGCGCCGGAGACGAACUCCUCCAUCGGCGGCAACACCACCGUCGUGACGCCGCGGCAGUCGAACCUCUCCAACGCGGACAUAUUCUCGAUCAACACGCCGCUGCACCUGCACGAAGGCGGCGGCAACCUCGCCGCCGGCGCAAGCCCCCACCUCUCCGGCUACGCCUCCUCCGACGCGUACUCGCUGCAGCCAACGCCGAGGGCCUCGAACUUCAACGAGAUGGAGGCCGGCACGCCCGUGUGGGGGAGGUCACCGGUCGCCGCCGGGAGAGUGUGCCGGCAGUCUUCGCCGGUGGCGAGAGUGUUGUGGGAGUCGCCGGGGAAAUGCCUGGGAGAUAAGAGACAAGGCUGCAAGGACAUUACCAUGUCAGAUAAAGAAAUCAGCUUCAGAGACAGCACCAAAGUCCCUAUGCCGGGGGAAGCUGCAGAACCCAAAGACACAGUUGCCAAUAACCAGAAAAUGCCACAUGCCUUUGUUAUGAUUAGGCUUAUUCUCGUCGUAGUAGGAAGAAAACUUUCUCGAAACCCUAAUACAUAUUCUAGUGUAUUAGGACUUCUUUGGUCUCUAAUCUCUUUCAAAUGGAAUAUGGAAAUGCCUAGUCUUAUCAAAGCAUCGGUCAAAAUCAUCUCAGAUGCGGGCCUUGGGAUGGCUAUGUUUAGCUUAGGGCUUUUCAUGGCCCUUCAGCCUCGUAUCAUAGCUUGCGGUACCAAAAGAGCAGUCAUGGGCAUGGUCAUUCGCUUCAUGUGUGGGCCUCUUGUAAUGUCUGCUUCUUCAAUUGUCAUUGGAUUAAGACAAGACAGACUUCACACUGCCAUUGUACAGGCUGCUCUUCCACAGGGGAUAGUGCCAUUUAUAUUUGCAAGGGAAUAUGGAUUGCAUCCUGAUAUUUUGAGCACAGGGGUUAUCUUUGGCAUGUUAAUAUCCUUACCAAUAACUCUCUUAUAUUACAUAUUUCUUGGCUUAUGAAGGGAGAGAAAGAGCUACAACCUCAAACAAGAAUCAGGCAUUGAAAAAAAAAGUAUGAUCCAAACUAUAAUAACCCUACUAGACUAGGUGGGGCAAUAUAUAUCGGAAAGCUUCUCUGCAUCCCCAUAAUUCUGUCAGCACCGACCACAAUCAUGUAUGAAAGCUUUCCAUUAUUGUAGACACUACCUGCGGAGAAGGUUGACUUUGGUAAGGCCAAAAACAAUUUCAAAAAGCCACAAGUGUUAUGUUAUCUUCGUAUGUAAUACAGGGGUUUGACAGAGAUGACACAAGAGCAGUAGUAGCUAGGAUUUAUAUAGUUCUCGACAUGCCCAGCUACAUAGAUUAGUGGUAGCCGAAAGGGAAAUAAAUAUUAUCAUGACCAAUUAUUAAGGUAGGAAACAUGCUUUCUUGUUGGAGGUUGGAAAAGCUUGAGGGAACAAAUGUUGGCCAUAAAAAAGUUGGAAGGUGACACUUAGCCAAAUAUAUGGCACUCUUAGGUGAUUUAUCUUUUGGUCUUCAAUGUGUCAAACCAAUGAGAAUAUAGUAAUUGAUUGUAUGUGAAACAGAUGCCUCUUUACAAUAGAAUUAAGACUUUGAAAAGAA